This is a messenger RNA of Hyla sarda, 4252 nucleotides long. RefSeq names its product LLGL scribble cell polarity complex component 2 (gene LLGL2). Bases 643 to 3801 code for a protein of 1052 amino acids. Lineage: Eukaryota; Metazoa; Chordata; Amphibia; Anura; Hylidae. Gene Ontology annotation, biological process: establishment of spindle orientation; regulation of establishment or maintenance of cell polarity; regulation of protein secretion. Gene Ontology annotation, molecular function: myosin II binding; GTPase activator activity. The transcript has 28 exons. Gene Ontology annotation, cellular component: cortical actin cytoskeleton; cytoplasm; plasma membrane. The record is from RefSeq and is a predicted model, not a curated record.
AGCUGAAGCUGCUGCAGUUUUACACUCGCAAAAUCACUCCCUCCCCUCCUCCCCACUGCUCCUCUGAGUGAAACAGCUAUACACUUGCAAAAUCACUCCUUCCUCUCCUCCGUUCUUACUGCUUACUGUAACAGCUCUGGACGUUUAUAUCCCCCUCUCCCUCCUGGCUCCUCCGCUCUCAUUACAACAACAAUAACAACAUGGAGGUGGAGAAAAGAAGUGCGCUUGCUCGCUGGGGCUGCUGUGGCUGCUGGCACGUAGGAAAUGCUGCUCAGCCAAUCACUGCCCAACCGAGGGAGGAGAGUUUUAAUAAUUAUGAGAUGGGAUCGGUCGAGGUCGUGCACAGGGAGGGUGGCUGAACUCUAUGCAGCCCUGAGUUUUGCGGGUAAUCGUGACAUCAUCGCCCCCCCCCCCCCCAAUGCUGCUGAUAACAGGCUGAAUGGGAGGUCGCAAAUUAUGACAAUACUGGAACUACUAAACUUCCUGUCUGACAGAGGAAUGCAGAAAAAGCUGGUUUCCAUUCAGCAUUGGUAAUGAUUCUAAACAACGAACAACGCACAAGUUUUCCUGCUGAGGAAAGGCUGGAUAGAAGACCGUGUAAAGAUUAGUUUUGGGUGUUGCUGAGUUUAGGGUGCUGCAGAAAUGAAACGCUUUCUGAGGUCUGGACAAGACUCUGUGAGGGAGAGACUGAAAAGGGACCUGUUCCAGUUUAACAAGACCGUCGAACACGGAUUUCCUCACCAACCUAGUGCCCUGGGGUUUAGCGACUCUCUUCGUCUCAUGGCGAUUGGAACCCGUUCUGGAGCCAUUAAGUUAUAUGGUAGUCCUGGAGUUGAGUUCAUGAAUUUGCAUGAACAGAAUAAUGCAGUGAUAAAGGUCAGCUUUGUUCCAAACCAGUGCCAACUUAUUACACUGCUGGAUGACAACAGCCUUCACUUGUGGUCACUGAGAGAGCAGGAUGGGGUGUCAGAACUGCAGGAGGAGAAGAAGUUCACUCUUCGAGGACCACCUGGCCUUUCCACAGGUGCACCCGUUAAUCUACAUCACGAUCUCACUUCCGGAACCUCCGAAACGAAUAGGCGUUCCUCAACCAACUGUUUAAUUCAAUCACCCCCUAGUGAAACACAAAUUAAGGUGCUCCUUGCACACUCAUCUGGAGAAUGGCUGUAUGUGGGCUCAGAAGGAGGCAGUGUUUUUACCCUUACACUACCAUUUUUGCAAGUCUUAGAGGAGAAAACAGUGGGGCAUAAAAUGGCCUUACAUGGUCUUCCAGAUGAGUAUGCUAGUAGACGCCUCUUUGAAUCAGUGGAAGCUUUGCAGGAACAUCCGAAGAACCCAGACCAAAUCCUGAUUGGAUACAGUCGUGGACUUAUGAUGGUGUGGGAUAUAACAGCGGGCCACAGUGUACAGCACUUUCUUGGCACCCAGCAAGUGGAAAAUAUAUUCUGGUGUCAGGAUGCACAGCAACUCGUAAGCUGUCACAGUGAUGGCGGGUACAGUCAGUGGGAAACAACCGGCAAAUUUAUGCAACAGUCUCCCAUGGAGACUAAAGUGCCAUAUGGUCCCUUUCGCUGUAAAGCAAUCCGUAAAAUAACGUGGUUGACAUCACGCAGAGGGUCACCAUAUAUUGUGUUUCAAGGUGGCAUGCCAAUGGCAAGUUAUGGAGAUAGACACAGCAUCACUGUAGUCCAUGGUAGCCAACAAACAGCUUUUGACUUCACUUCUAGGAUAAUUGACCACAUGGUAAUUUGUAACUCUAAUCCUUCCGCUGACUAUGAUGACCCACGUGCCCUGCUGGUUCUUGCAGAAGAAGAGCUAGUAGCCAUAGAUCUUCAAACAUCUGGUUGGCCAGUAAUUCAGUGUCCUUACCUGGUUUCCUUACACUGCUCAGCAAUCACUUGUUCUUACCAUAUCUCUUCUAUUCCUCUGAAGCUGUGGGAAAGAAUGAUCAGUGCAGGCAGAAAACAGAACACACAUUACUCCAACAUGCCAUGGCCAGUUGAUGGGGGUAUCAACUUGGCUGAAGCGCCAAGACAAAGGGAUCUGCUGUUAACAGGCCAUGAGGAUGGCACUGUGCGUUUCUGGGAUGCAUCUGGGAUUUGCCUUCAGCUAAUGUACAAAUUGAGCACAGUGGGAGUCUUCCAGACUGACAUGAACCAAAAUGAAAAUCUGAACUCCCAAGGAGAGGAAGACUGGCCCCCACUGAGGAAAGUUGGCUGUUUUGAUCCAUACAGUGAUGAUCCCCGUCUGGGAAUUCAGAAGAUUUACCUUUGUAAAUAUAGCGGCUACUUAUCUGUAGGUGGGACUGCUGGACAGGUCCUUGUUUUUGAGUUGAAUGAUGAGGUUUCACAACACGCAGUGGACCAUACCCUGGUGGAUCUGUUACAGGAGCAGGAAGGAUAUCGUUGGAAGGGCCAUGAGCAGCUUUAUGCACGACGAGAUUCAGUGCGCUUUCCCCCUGGGUUUCAGCCUUCUGCCUUAGUACAAUGCCAACCACCUGCUGCUGUCACUUCCUUGACACUGCAUUCAGAAUGGAGGUUGUUAGCAUUUGGCACCAGUCAUGGCUUUGGAGUAUAUGAUUUUCAGAGGAAGUGUCAAGUGAUGGUUAAGUGCACGCUACAUGUCAGUGACCAGCUUGCUCUGGAAGGGCCUUUGUCCCGCGUGAAAUCACUAAAAAAAUCUUUGCGCCAAUCUUUUAGGCGCAUCCGGAGGAGCCAAGUCAAUAAGCGAAGGGAUGGAGUUGCAACUAAAGUGCAGGAAGCAAAUGCCCGCUUACAGCAAGAAGCUCUGCAUGAGAUGGAGCUGGCCCCUGUACAACGCAAGGUCGAGGCUCGAUCUGCAGAAGAUUCCUUCACUGGGUUUGUGCGCACACUGUAUUUUGCGGACACCUUCAUCCGUGACAGCAUCCGGCAUUGUCCCUCAUUAUGGGCCGGUACUAAUGGUGGCACAGUGUAUGCUUUUUCUUUGCGUGUCCCUCCAACUGAGAGAAGGAUGGAGGAAGCAGUGUCUGCAUCACAGAUCAAAGAAAUCCAACUUAUGCACAGAGCACCUGUAGUUGGGAUUCUUAUUCUGGAUGGCCACAGCAUUCCCCUCCCAGAACCUCUCGAGGCUGCUCAUGACCUUUCAAAAAGCCCAGAUAUGCAAGGCAGCCACCAAUUAAUUGUCAUAUCUGAAGAACAGUUUAAGGUGUUCACGCUGCCAAAAGUGAGCAGUAAAUUAAAGUUGAAAUUGACAGCCACAGAAGGUUGCCGGGUGCGUAAGGCUGCAGUGUGCAUGUUUGCAAACUGUCAAACAGAGGACCAUAGUGAAAAUCACUUAACAGUUCUUACCAACCUAGGAGAGAUACAGGUAGUUUCACUACCUCACCUAAAACCACAAGUACGUUAUGACUGCAUCCGGAAGGAAGAUGUGAGUGGAAUAGCAUCCUGUGUGUUCACAAAAUCUGGUCAAGGGUUUUACCUUAUAUCUCCUUCGGAAAUGGAGCGUUUCUCACUGUCCACAUGCUGGCUUAUUGCUCCUCGAUGUAAGGUCAAUCAAUCAGAAGAAACUGUGAAUGAAAGACCCUGGAAACAUGACAGCACAAAAAGGCAAAAUGAAAGACCUAGGGUAUACAGCAGUAGUGAUUCCAGUACAGAUGGACAUAUAUCCCGAAGGCGGGUGAUGGAACAUGCAUUGUUGAAUGAUGAAAACAUGCUGAAAGAGAUCCAGAGAACUCUGGAAGGUUCUCAGAUGAGUCAUGGGGAAAGGAAAUCCCAUCAGAUCGCUAUAGGAGGCAGGCUUAGUAAUGGAACAGCAGAAUGAUAUUCCUCCCAACAUGCUGAUGUUUUGGUUCCCGCUGAACACUACUGACCCAAGUCCUUUGAACGAGAACAAGCUACAAGAUAAUAUGAAUUUCUCCAUGAUGUGGACUCUCUCUGGCCAUAUAUCAUCCAAUCUGCACAAAACUCUUUAGCUACAGGUUAUUUUCUAAAGGAAAUAAUUUUAAUUGUAAAUUUUACUGCCUUAUUCCCUUCCCUUUUGGCAUUUCUUGAAGAAAGAUGGACACAAAAUAAUGGUUGUCCUCAUUAUUUUAAUGUUUAGUUUUAAUGUUUUACAUUAUAUUGAAAAAUUUUAAGAUCAAUGUUUUAUAUGAUGUCGGGUGUCUUAAAUUUAUUGGGCUGUUUUGCUUCCCAGUGAUUGGGCUGCUAUGCAAUCUAUUUUUGUAGAAAAAAAGAGAUAUUUUGGUUGCCUUGUAUACCAAUAAACUAUAUGU